AUGACUGCUGACGAUCCGUGGGACACCAGUAGGAGGAAGAGCAGCAGCAGACAGAAGGACCUCAUGAUGGUGAGGCGAGCGAUGGGACCCUCCUGGGAGAGCGUGGAAGAGACUGCUGACCGCUGCAUCAUGUGUCUGUGUGAUGCUCUCCAAAGAAGAGUGGCCUCCAAACCCCGGCGUGGAGGGCUGUCCGAUGCUUAUAAAGCCAACGUGACUCACUCGCACCAGCAACGCAAUGAGAAGUCGGUGAAAGACCAACACUUUAAGACCAUGUGCAAGGCUCAGUGA
Messenger RNA from Knipowitschia caucasica, 288 nucleotides. NCBI's taxonomy places the organism in Eukaryota, Metazoa, Chordata, Actinopteri, Gobiiformes, Gobiidae. The record is from the annotation of a GenBank genome assembly.